This is a messenger RNA of Botrytis deweyae, 366 nucleotides long. RefSeq lists its product as uncharacterized. NCBI's taxonomy places the organism in Eukaryota, Fungi, Ascomycota, Leotiomycetes, Helotiales, Sclerotiniaceae. The record is from RefSeq and is a predicted model, not a curated record. The transcript has a single exon. Bases 1 to 366 code for a protein of 121 amino acids.
AUGGGAAUAUUUUCAAGCUCAGAGUCUUCUUUCAAUCACUCGCAACAAUAUUCUAAAUCCUCUAGUAGUUACAGAAUCCCUGCAAAUCCUCAGACAAGAAUUGCUCCCCAAUUGACAUACGAACAACUCAGAAGAAGAAUUGUGUAUCUCGAGGAAGGAAUUCAUAAGCUGGAGGGACAAUUGGAAGCAGCUGAUUUGCGUAGUAGAAUGUGGUGGACAGAUGUAGAAAACUAUUAUAAAGGCAUGAAGAAAGAUUCUGAGGAGUUGCAGAGGAAGGUUGAUCAGAGACAAGUGCGGUUUAGAAGUGCAAUGAGGAAAGCUCAGGAUCAGGAGAGGGCUAUCAGGGAAUAUGAAGAAAGAGUGUAG